AUGUCGCAGCCCAAGAGGAGAAAGCUUGAGUCGGGGGGCGGCGGCGAAGGAGGGGAGGGAACUGAGGAGGAAGAUGGCGGACAGCCGGAGGCGGCCCUGCUGCGACCCCGGAGGACUAGGCGGGAGCGGGACCAGCUGUACUACGAGUGCUACUCGGACAUCUCGGUGCACGAGGAGAUGAUUGCGGACCGCGUCCGCACGGAUGCCUACCGCCUGGGCAUCCUGCGGAACUGGGCAGCGCUGCGGGACAAGACGGUGCUGGACGUGGGCGCGGGCACCGGCAUCCUUAGCAUCUUCUGUGUCCAGGCCGGGGCCCGGCGCGUGUACGCGGUGGAGGCCAGCGCCAUCUGGCAACAGGCCCGGGAGGUGGUGCGGCUCAACCGGCUGGAGGACCGCGUACACGUCCUGCCGGGGCCGGUGGAGACGGUGGAGCUGCCCGAGCAGGUGGAUGUCAUCGUGAGCGAGUGGAUGGGCUACGGGCUCCUGCACGAGUCCAUGCUGAGCUCCGUGCUCCACGCGCGGGCCAAGUGGCUGAAGGAGGGCGGGCUUCUCCUGCCGGCUUCCGCCGAGCUCUUCGUGGCGCCUAUCAGCGACCACACGCUGGAGUUGCGCCUGGGCUUCUGGAGCCAGGUGAAGCAGCUCUACGGCGUGGACAUGAGCUGCCUGGAGGGCUUCGCCACACGCUGCAUCAUGGGCCACUCGGAAAUCGUGGUGCAGGACCUGUCCGGCGAGGACGUGCUGGCCCGGCCGCAGUGCUUUGCUCAGCUGGAACUGGCCCGCGCCGGCCUGGAGCAGGAGCUGGAGACCGGCGUGGGUGGGCGCUUCCGCUUCAGCUGCUACGGCUCGGCGCCCAUGCAUGGCUUUGCCAUCUGGUUCCAGGUGACCUUCCCCGGAGGGGACUCGGAGAAACCUCUGGUGCUGUCCACCUCGCCUUUCCACCCGGUCACGCACUGGAAGCAAGCCCUCCUGUACCUGAACGAGCCCGUGCAAGUGGAGCAAGAUACGGACAUUUCCGGGGAGAUCACGCUGCUGCCUUCCCGGGACAACCACCGGCUCUUGCGCGUGCAGCUGCGCUACAAAGUGGGCGACCAGGAGGAGAAAACCAAAGACUUUGCCAUGGAGGAUGAGCGUUGCUUUUUCUCCCAGCGACCUCCCGAGGCGGCCAGACCUGCGUGCUAGAGGUGGAAGGGGGUCGCUGGAGACAGAGGGAUCCGGCCUGCAAGUAUUAUUUGACAGUUUCAGUGUGGCUGUAUAUGACAAACAAUGUGUGACACUGGACGCCAGACAAUCCCAAGGAAGCCGAAGCCUUUUCACGUGAGGCCACUUCCCGGAGGAUGAGAGUGUGAGAAGCAUCAACCUCCAGGCACUCCAACCUCUGUAUGAACGGGACUGAUGGCUUAGGGCCGCGUGGGCCCCCGAAAGGAGCUGCCAGCCCCAAGGAGAGACUCUGGCUGAAGUUCAGCCUGCUUUCCUUGAGUAGCAUAUGUUUAUUCUGCACUGUGAAACUUUAAUUCACUGGACCAAUGGACAUUUUACUGAGUGUACACUGUAUCAGUCACUGUGAUAAGCACUUAGGAUACAAGCCCAUGAAACAUAGUUCCUGCCGUCAAAUAGGUUUGUUCAGAGGAUAAACCAGGGAGUAAAAUAAAUGAACAA
This is a messenger RNA of Pteronotus mesoamericanus, 1656 nucleotides long. RefSeq names its product protein arginine methyltransferase 6 (gene PRMT6). Bases 1 to 1179 code for a protein of 392 amino acids. The transcript has 2 exons. Gene Ontology annotation, biological process: peptidyl-arginine methylation. NCBI's taxonomy places the organism in Eukaryota, Metazoa, Chordata, Mammalia, Chiroptera, Mormoopidae. Gene Ontology annotation, molecular function: protein-arginine N-methyltransferase activity. The record is from RefSeq and is a predicted model, not a curated record.